UCCGAGGGCAGCUGAAAAAGCUCUUUGUGAGGGUGUCCAUCCAGUUGGUGUCGGUUCCUCCUUUGCCCGUAAAAACCUCUCGGGUUCGCCUUGGCCGGAGCAGACGGGGCGACCGGGGUGAGCGGUCUCAGCCUGAGGGUCUUGGCCCUCCCGGCCUCUUGGCUGGAGAACGGAAGCCGGCCGGCUCAGGAUGGAGCGGCAGCUGCUGCUGAACGAGCCUGCGCGGCCCCGCAAGCUCCCGACCUGGACUCUCUUCUUCGCUGUGUGCGCGGCUGGCAUUGGAGGGACCUUCCAGUAUGGGUACAACGUUUCUAUCAUCAACGCACCCACGGAGCACAUCCACAAGUUCCUGAACGAAACCUGGCAGAGCCGCUACCAGGCCGAACUGAGUCCCGGCUUGCUGACCCUCCUCUGGUCCACCAUCGCCUCCAUCUUCUCCCUGGGGGGCCUGUUUGGGGCGCACCUGGGCGGCAGCAUGGCCGUUUGGCUGGGCAGAAAAGGGGCUCUCCUGAUGAACAAUUUCGUAGCUCUUCUGGCCGCCAUCUUGAUGGGCGUCAGUUUCCCGACGGGCUUCUACGAGCUGCUGAUUCUGGGGAGAUUUCUAAUCGGCAUUAACACGGGCAUCGGCCUCUGCGUGCAGCCCCUCUACAUCGGGGAGGCCGCCCCCAAACACCUGCGAGGCGCCAUGGCCAUGGGGAGCUCCAUCUUCCUGACGGGAGGCAUUUUGACGGGGCAGGUGGUCGGCCUACGGGAACUGCUGGGCGGGGAGUCCCACUGGCCUUUGCUGCUCUCGACCUGCUGCAUCCCAGCCUUUGUGCAGCUCCUGGCCCUUCCCUGGUUCCCGGAAAGCCCCCGUUUCCUGUUCUUGGACCGAGGGAACGAGGUGAAGUGCGUCAAAGCCCUGAAGCGCUUCCACGGCCGCCUGCACUACCGGCGGGAGAUGGAGGACAUUCAGAGGGAGGGCUUGGCCCUCGGGAGCCAGAAGGCCAAGAAGCCCUGGGAACUCUUCCUGGACCGAAGCAUCCGCUGGCAGCUGCUCACCAUCAUCUGCAUGACCAUGGGGCAGCAGCUGAGCGGGAUCAACGGGAUUUACUUCUACGCCAGUUACGUCUUCCAGGAAGCCGGGAUCCCCGAGGGGAAGAUUCCUUACGUGACGCUGGGCACUGGGGCUUGUGAAUGUCUCACCGCCCUCACCUGCGGCUUGCUGAUCGAGUCCAUGGGGAGGAGGGCCCUGAUCCUGGGCGGCUACUCCCUGAUGACCCUUUGGUGUAUGGUGCUGACCUUCUCUCUGACCUACCAGGUGUACUGGUGGGCUCCCUACCUGAGCAUGGCCUGCGUCUUCGCCUUCAUCUUGAGCUUUGGCCUCGGCCCAGGUGGAGUGACCAACAUCCUAACCAUCGAGCUGUUCACGCAGUCCUCACGGCCCGCGGCGUACACGAUUGCCGGAUCGGUGAGCUGGCUGAGCUUCUUCACCAUUGGGAUGCUGUUCCCUUUCAUCGUGCGAGGCUUAAAACAGUACUGCUUCCUCGUCUUCCUGGCGGAGUGCUGCCUGGUGGCCCUUUUCAUUUUCUUCGUCGUUCCGGAGACGAAGAAUAAAACCUUCCUGGAGAUCAAGCGGGAAUUCCACAAGAUGAAUUUCGGCCGAAUCAAGGAGCAGGACGGAGAGCUGGGCGAGAGACGACAUCUCAGCAAUGAGUUCUAA
Messenger RNA from Pogona vitticeps (central bearded dragon), 1702 nucleotides. RefSeq names its product solute carrier family 2, facilitated glucose transporter member 11. Lineage: Eukaryota; Metazoa; Chordata; Lepidosauria; Squamata; Agamidae. The record is from RefSeq and is a predicted model, not a curated record. Gene Ontology annotation, cellular component: plasma membrane. Gene Ontology annotation, biological process: dehydroascorbic acid transport. Gene Ontology annotation, molecular function: D-glucose transmembrane transporter activity.